AAUAUCAGCUCAAUAGUUUUCAACAUUAUAAAUCAGAUUAUUAGAACGAUUAACUGAAGGAUCAUGUUAAACUAGUAAUACUGAAGUUCAGCACAGCAUCACGGGAAUAAAUUAUGUUAAUGUAAAUUAAAACAGAAAACCACAAUUUUAAAUUGUAAUAAUAUUUAACACUUUUUUCUAUAUUUUUCAUUGCAUAAACGCAGCUUUGACGAACAAAAAAAAGUCUUAAAAAAUCUUACUGAUCCCAAACUUUUGAACAACAGUAUAAAUAUAGAGCUUUUACUUUAAUGAUAAUCAAAAACUAAACAGAAGGAACGAUUUCAGUGUUAAUUAGUCGUCUUUUGACGUUCAACCGAUGUCUCUUUAAGGAAUAAUAUGCGACGGCGUUCAGAGCAAGAGCAAGCCCCGCCCCCUGACGCUGCGUGCGCGCGCGCUCCCGCGGCAGUUGAACGGAGGCUGCUGAUCUCAGUUAACGUCUGUCCGAGUCUCCGGAUCCUGAUCCGGAUGAGGUUCGGUUCUUCCGCCGCUCCGCAGCGUGACAGCUGGAUUCGGGUCAAUCCGAAUUACGAUGCGGUUCGGUUCGGGUCUCCAUGACAACAGGAUCAGCGGCGGGCAGCGUAAAUGGCUUUGACAGCGUUUGUGAGCGUGGAGCCGUGCGAUGGCCGCUCGGAGAAGCAGACGAGUGGAGCUUUGACGGUGUGCCUGUACCGAGACGAGCCGAACGCUCUGACCUAUCCGGCCGGAGAAUACGUGACCGAAGAGCUCUGCAUCAGCGCAGCCAAGGAGUGCGGUGUCAGCCCCCCGUACUGCAGUCUGUUCGGACUGAUGAGAGCGCGAGACCGCGUCUGGCUUCCGCCCAAUCACAUCCUCAAGAUCGAUGCCUCGGCCAAUGAGACGCUGCUGUUCCGGAUCAGGUUUUAUUUUCCAGGCUGGUACGGCAGCGGCUCGAGCUCGGCCCGCAGGUACGGCGUCUGUAAGAGCUCGGAGACACCCGUUCUCGAUGACAUCACUGCAGCGUACCUGUUCGCUCAGUGGAGGUCAGAUUUUCUGAGCGGCGCCGUCAGCGUUCCCAUCAGCUUGGAGUUUCAGGAAGAGUGCUUGGGAUUGGUUGUUCUCGAUAUGAUGCGUAUGGCCAAAGAAAAGGCCAAGUCACUGGUCGACAUCUACAACCACAACAGCUAUAAGUCGUUCCUCCCGAAGAACAUGCGAGAGCACAUCCAGAACCAGCACUUCGUGACUCGAAAGAGGAUCCGCUUCCGCUUCAGGAGGUUCAUCCAGCAGUUCAGUUCCUGUAAAGCCUCGCCGCGAGACCUGAAGCUGAAGUACGUGGUCAGUCUGGAGACGCUGGAGCCGGCCUUCUACACCGAGCAGUUCGAGGUCAGCGAGCCUUCUGCUGGAGACGUGUCCAUCCUCGUCAGUGGGAGCCGUGGGAUCCGCUGGAGUCGAGCCGCAGAGGCCAGGGACCGAGAGGCUCUGCAGGUUUACUGUGAUUUCUCAGAAGUCAUCGACAUCAGUGUGAAGCAGGGCAGUAAAGACGGGUCAGUGGAGAACCGGAUCGUGUCCAUCAACAGACGGGACGGUCAGACUCUGGAGCUGGAGUUUCAUUCUCUGAGUGAGGCGCUGUCCUUCGUCUCGCUGAUUGACGGCUACUACAGACUGACCACUGACGCGCAUCACUACCUGUGUAAGGAGGUGGCUCCCCCCAGACUCCUGGAGGAGAUUCAGAUCGGCUGCCACGGGCCAGUGUCGACUGAGUUCACCAUCAGCCGCUUGCGUCGAUGUGAAAACCACAGAGGUGUUUAUAUCCUGAGGUGCAGCCCGAAAGAUUACGACCGGUACUUCCUGUCCUUCGUGGUCGAGUCUGAAGGUCAGCUGGAGUUCAAGCACUGUCUGGUGGCCCGCUCUCUUUCGGGAGAGUUGGUGCUCAGCGGAGCUAAAUGCAGCUUCAGCAGUCUGGGUGAAUUACUGCAGCACUACCAGAAGGAGGCGCUGCGCUCCGACAGACACGUGUUCCAGUUCAGCCGCCGCUGUCCGCCGCGCAGCAAAGAUAAAUCCAAUCUGCUGGUGUGUAGAAGCAGUCAGAGCUCGAACGCCUGUCUCUCUCCAUCUGAGCUCAGACACGUCAACCAGAUGAUCUUCCACAAGAUCCAUAAAGAAGAUCUGCAGAGGAAGGAGAGUCUGGGUCAGGGAACGUUCACGCAGGUCUUCCGUGGCGUCCGGACAGAGCUCGGUGAUUACGGAGAGAUUCACAAGAUGGACGUGGUGCUCAAAGUCUUGGAUAAAACCCACCGCAACUACACGGAGUCGUUCUUCGAGUCUGCGAGCAUGAUGAGCCAGCUAUCCCACAAACACUUGUUGCUGAACUACGGUGUCUGUGUUUGUGCUGACGAGCACAUCAUGGUGCAGGAGUAUGUACGCUUUGGCUCUUUGGACACGUACCUGAAGCGAAACCGCAACACCAUCAACAUCACCUGGAAGCUGGAGGUGGCUAAGCAGCUAGCAUGGGCGCUACAUCACCUGGAGGAGAAGAACCUGAUCCAUGGAAACGUCUGCGCCAGGAACGUUCUGGUGACGCGAGAAGAAGACAGAAAAACAGGAACGUCUCCGUUCGUCAAGCUCAGUGAUCCGGGGAUCAGCAUCACCGUCCAACCCAGAGAGCUUCUGGUGGAGCGGAUCCCGUGGGUUCCUCCCGAGUGCGUGAAGGACAGCAGGAGCCUGAGUCUGGCAGCAGAUAAGUGGAGCUUCGGCACCACGCUGUGGGAGAUCUACUGCAGCGGAGAACAUCCGCUCGCCGGCUACGACAGCUGCAAGAAGCUGCUGUUCUACGAAGACAAGCACCAGCUCCCUGCUCCGAAGUGGACAGAACUGGCCAGCGUGAUCAACACCUGCAUGGAGUACGAGCCUCUGCAGCGGCCCUCGUUCAGAGCCGUCAUCCGAGACCUCAACAGCCUCUUCACGCCCGACUACGAGCUGCUGGUGGAGAGCGACACGGUUCCCAGCAGGCAUCGGGCCCUGGGUCUCACCGGAGCCUUCCAGAACCAGGAACCCACUCAGUUUGAGGCCAGACACCUGAUCUUCCUCCAGCUGCUGGGGAAGGGGAACUUCGGCAGCGUGGAGAAGUGCCGCUACGACCCUCUUCAGGACAACACGGGUGAAGUGGUGGCGGUGAAGAAGCUGCAGCACAGUACGGCUGAACACCUGCGUGACUUUGAGCGGGAAAUCGAGAUCCUGCGCUCGCUGCAGCACGAGAACAUCGUCAAGUACAAGGGAGUGUGUUAUAGUGCCGGGCGUAGGAACUUGCGUCUGGUCAUGGAGUUUUUGCCGUUCGGGAGUUUGAGAGAUUAUCUUUCAAAAAACAAGGAGCGUUUCGAUCACACAAAGCUGCUGUUGUACGCGUCUCAGAUCUGUAAGGGGAUGGACUACCUGGCGUCCAAGCGCUACGUCCAUCGAGAUCUGGCCACCAGGAACAUUCUGGUGGAGAGCGAGUUUCGCGUGAAGAUCGGAGACUUCGGCCUGACUAAAGUUCUUCCUCAGGAUAAGGAGUAUUACACCGUCCGCGAGCCAGGCGAGAGCCCUAUAUUCUGGUACGCUCCAGAGUCUCUGACUGAGAGCAAGUUCAGCGUGGCGUCGGACGUCUGGAGUUUCGGAGUCGUUCUCUACGAACUCUUCACAUACAGUGACAAGAGCUGCAGUCCUCCAGCUGUGUUUAUGGAGCAGAUGGGCGAGGACAAGCAGGGUCAGAUGAUCGUUUAUCACCUGAUCGAUCUGCUGAAGCGCAGCUAUCGUCUGCCGGCUCCAGACGGCUGUCCGGCCGAGGUUCACCAGCUGAUGAAGGAGUGCUGGGCGGCAGAGCCGGGCGAUCGGCCCUCGUUUAGAGAUCUCGCCGAGAGAGUCGAGUCCAUCCAGGACAGCAAGAUCUUCUGACAGUGUCCCGACGCGCUGAACGACCCUUCAGGAAUAACGGAAAGGAAGCGGAAAUAGGAUGAUGCCCCUAAUAGGGCCCUAUGAUUACCAAAUCACGGAAUCCAUUCAUAAAAACCUAAUUUACCGUAAACACUGAAUGUCAUGGAAGUGGUCCAAGUUUAGAUGAAUGAAUCCAAAAAUAGUUCGUUAAACUUUAAUCUAAUUGCGAUAUGGACUAGUAUUUGUAAAUAUUAGCUUAAAAAAAGCUUGGUUUAGCAAAACUUUGGGUGCUAAAACUUUGGUUUAGUUUGAAACCAUUGUGCUAGAAAUAUAUUAAUAUUGUUCAGAAGACUGUACAUACUACUAAUACAAAAGAUAUUUGUAAAAAUUGUUUUUUAAAGAAUAAAUGGCA
Puntigrus tetrazona (Sumatra barb) is the source of this 4315-nucleotide messenger RNA. RefSeq names its product Janus kinase 2a (gene jak2a). Bases 622 to 3924 code for a protein of 1100 amino acids. NCBI's taxonomy places the organism in Eukaryota, Metazoa, Chordata, Actinopteri, Cypriniformes, Cyprinidae. The record is from RefSeq and is a predicted model, not a curated record. Gene Ontology annotation, cellular component: cytoskeleton; membrane; cytosol. The transcript is spliced from 24 exons. Gene Ontology annotation, molecular function: ATP binding; non-membrane spanning protein tyrosine kinase activity; cytokine receptor binding. Gene Ontology annotation, biological process: cell surface receptor signaling pathway via JAK-STAT; intracellular signal transduction; cell differentiation.